Messenger RNA from Solanum stenotomum, 972 nucleotides. RefSeq lists its product as uncharacterized. NCBI's taxonomy places the organism in Eukaryota, Viridiplantae, Streptophyta, Magnoliopsida, Solanales, Solanaceae. The record is from RefSeq and is a predicted model, not a curated record. The transcript has 2 exons. The coding region runs from base 1 to 972 and encodes 323 amino acids.
AUGUUUCCACCAAAGACAAAAUAUGCUGCUUAUUUGGCGCUCAAGUUUGUAAAUGGGUGCGACAAUAACCUUCCAUCUGCUAAAUCAAAUAUUAGGUUUGUUAAUUAUGAGAGUGAAAUUGAUGUUGAAAAUCAGGCCAACACUGUGCACCUUCCAAGAUUGCAAGAAAGUGGGGGUAUCCCAAAAAUGAGAGGAGAUGGAUCUAGAACAGAAGGUCAUUGCAGUGAUGUUGACGAAGUAGCCUAUCUUAAAUGGAUAAUUGCUUGCUUGCGAUAUGAGCUGAGGAACUAUCAGUCUGCCCUAGGUGAAACAACUGCAAGGGAUCUCAGUAAAUCGUUAAGCCCCGAAUCUAGUAAGAAAGCCAAGCAACUAGUUGUUGCAUAUGCAGCUAAAGAAAACCAAGGGGACAGGGGAAUCCAUGUUUUGGAGCUUGAUUCUAACCAGUUAUCCUCCCAAGAACCACAUCUAAUGAAUUCAGGUGAGUUUGAUGGUACUUCAAUUUCUAAUUCUUCAGCCCAUAAAUCUGACACUUUAAACAAAAGUAAAAUCUUUCGUAAACUUAUGAGACUAAUACGGGGAAAGGACCAUCAUCAUAAUCAUUCAAAAAUGGCUCACAACACUGAAGAGAAUGCAGCAAGAUGCACUUAUUAUUCUUCUGGGUACUGUUUAGAUAUGUCUGUCGUAGAUACUGGAGCUAUUAGGCCCCAGAGCAGAUCAAGAACACCAUCUCCAGGUUCAUCCAAACAAUUUAUAGAAUUCCAUUCAUUUGAUCAAGCAUCUACAACCAAUAAUAAAGGAGAAAGCAGAAACUACCCGACACGUACAAGGAGAUAUAGUGAUGUGGGCUCAUUAGAUUAUAUGUCAAAACAUCUCGUUGAAUCACCUCAAGAAAAAGGAAAUAACCAUGACCAAGAAGAUGUUCAUAAAGCUGAGUUGGCAAAAUAUGCAGAAGUUUUGAAAGGAUCUCUCUAA